This is a messenger RNA of Puccinia graminis f. sp. tritici CRL 75-36-700-3, 507 nucleotides long. RefSeq lists its product as uncharacterized. The record is from RefSeq and is a predicted model, not a curated record. The transcript is spliced from 5 exons. Bases 1 to 507 code for a protein of 168 amino acids. NCBI's taxonomy places the organism in Eukaryota, Fungi, Basidiomycota, Pucciniomycetes, Pucciniales, Pucciniaceae.
AUGUGCUGCGUUUCAGGGGAAAAAGAUGAUAAGGAUAAGAAUAAGCCAUCUGAUGGAGAGGUAAGGGAUAAAAUAUUUACUGAACAUGAAGAAUUGGGAAAAGGAUAUGAAAAUGAAGCAGGAGUAGAGAAAGGUCCAAAUAUGAAUUCAAAUUCCUUUGUUGAAAAUGAGAAAGACAGCAUCUUGCAAAAAGAUGCUGGUGUUUCCAAAGAAUCUGGUGUUUCCGAAGAAUCUAGUGUUUCCAAAGAGUCUAGUGUUUCCAAAGAAGCUAGUGUUUCCAAAGAAGCAGAGAGGCAGGAUGAGGAACCAAGUGACAAUUCAAGUCACUUUUUUGUUGGAGAUCAAGAAGAAGACAAAAUCAAAGAAAAGAAACAAGAAAAAAGUAAAGGCAAAGAGAAAAAAAAGAAUGGUUCUGUAUCAAAAAAACCAAUCAAUUCCUACUACCUAAACAAUAAUCAAGUUUUGUUAGAAGAGUUCAGUCCAGAAAUGAAAAGGUCAAAAUUUUGA